AAAUAUUAUUGAAGUGGGAUCUUUUGUCAAACAACUUACAUAAAAUAUGUCAGCUUCAGAAGAAAAGGAAGAUAAGACGCGAAGUUUAGAAACCAGUCAAUUUAAAGAAUUAUUGGCAGAGCGUAUAACGACCUUGGAAAGUAGCCAAGACACUGAAGAGGAUAAGAGAAUAGAAAACAAAUAUAAGACAGCUGUCAAAGAAGGCAAAGCAUUGGCUGAGUCAACAGACAGUACACCCGAGUCCAAACUGAAGUCUCUUUUGUGGAAAUAUAUAAAUAAGUGUACAGAAUGUAAAAACUUGGAGUAUGACGUCUGUAGGGAGAGACAAAAGAGCAUCGUUUUGGAAAGAGAAUUGGAGGAUAUUUGUUUCGAGAUGAAGAAAUUGAGAGCUGCAAAACAGAAAUUGGAAACCCUCAGUAGAGAAUUGAAUAAACAAAACAAAACACUAGCAGAGGAAAGCGAACGACGCCUCAAGGAAGAAAAGGAAAGACAGGCGGAGAUAGUAAAAAAGUUCAACGAAGCCAUGGAAGAAAUCAACUCGAAAAUUGAAUAUCACUCAACAAAAGAGGCGGAAAUGUACAAGCAAAAGUUGGAAGAAAAGAUAGAGGCCUUUCAUGUUUUGCAGGAAAAAUAUGACCUUCGAGAAGAACACUUUGCUACUCAACUUGGAAUGAAAGAGCUGGAAGCAGAAUUAGCAAAGGCCAAGUUGAGAGAAGCAACGGAGGAGUUUGAGAGGAAAAAAGAAGAAAAUAAUUCACAAAUGAGAGAAUUCUUCUUAGUUGUAGAUACGUUACAGUCAAAACUUGCGGAAUAUGAUAAGAAAUGUUCGCAAUUCGAGGAAGCUUUGGAACAGAGCUCGUCUGUUUUUAAGAAAUAUGAAGACACCAUCGACAAGUUAUCCAAAACUGCAUUUAGUUUACAAGAGACCAAUGGGGACCUGAAGAAGCAGAAUGAAGAAGCGGGUUCGCAGCUUGCUACUCUCACAUCAGAAUUAGAAGCGGCUAAAAAGAAUGAACAAAAGGCAAAGGAAAAAUGUGAAUGCCUAGAAAAGCUUUGCAGGAGCUUAAGUGCAGAAAGAAGCUCCCUUCAGAAGCGAAUCGAUGAGAUAUGUACCGUUUGGUCAGUUGUUGAAAAUCAAAUUUCAGGUUUGAAAACACAGGUAGAAGAAGUAGGGAGUGGUAAAAUAUUAGAGUCUUUGCAGAAACUAAAGGAUAAAGGAGAACUUCCUGAAGGAGAGUUUGUUGCUAUGUUUGAGGAAUUUAGACGUUUGAACUUUCAGGAACGGUUUAAACUGUUUUCGAAGCUUUCAUUGGGUGUGGAUCAAAGAAACUCCAAAUGUGAGAGUAAACCAUCGAAAAGUAGCAAGUAGUUGACAAAGGUCUCGUUGGACACUUGAAAACGAUAUAUAAAUACAUACAUACAAUUUAUAGAUAUUUAUAUCUCAAGACAAGUCUUCAACGA
Molecule: messenger RNA, 1461 nt
Organism: Galdieria sulphuraria
Lineage: Eukaryota; Rhodophyta; Bangiophyceae; Galdieriales; Galdieriaceae
Exons: 5
Coding region: 47-1369 (440 amino acids)
Molecular function (GO): syntaxin binding
Source: RefSeq, a predicted model, not a curated record